AUGGAGCAAAAGAUAGAAGAUAGUCAUCGCUGCGGAAAGCUUGAUUAUAUAAGUGACGUCCUCGAAGUAGCACUCAGUGAGGGAAGUUUGCUAGUUCAUCAAUGGAAAUUGGAAGUUCUCGAGAACCCAUUUGGCCGCCGCCGAAACUGGCAGGCUCAAUUCAUAAGACUUGGAGCCUGCGAAACUGGAAUAAGGAAACGUGGGGAGAAGUACAAAAGACGAGACGUUAGUAGAGAUGAUACUUUUGGUCGGUUUAACAAUUCCAGGGUUGCGAGAGGAUUGGGGGUACAGCUAAGCAAUAACGAGAAGAGAAGUCGAAAGCGGCACGACCGGAUGAGACGUCCCCUCGCAAAGCGGCGCCGCAGUUCACCUCGCCACUACGAUGGCUAUACUAGUGGACAUAACGAAGACGACUCUUCAGACGACGACUCUGAUACCAGAUCGUAUGCAUCUUCGGGGUUUUCGAAACCAAGCCGCUCCUCAAGCUAUGGUUCUAGAAGCUCUGUCGCUUCCGGAUCUAGUCGGUCAAACUCAGAAUACGGGUCAAGACAUAGAAGUGGUCGUCACAACAAGUACCAGACCAAUGAUCAGCUUCGGAAGCCACCAAGUCAUCAACCCGAUUUCAAACACGGUUACGGGUCUAUACCGCCAGAUUAUGGAACUAGACCGCCAGGUUAUGGAACAAUACCGCCCGAGGGUCUGCCUUAUCCGGACGAACCGUACCCGGGAAGAUCUCAGCCACAUUAUCCGUAUGAUGAUAGAGCGGAUUAUACUUAUGACGAUGGAGCGGAUAAUCCGUACGAUGAUAGAGCUGAUAAUCCAUAUCGAAGAUCGUGA
Botrytis porri is the source of this 837-nucleotide messenger RNA. RefSeq lists its product as uncharacterized. The record is from RefSeq and is a predicted model, not a curated record. Bases 1 to 837 code for a protein of 278 amino acids. The transcript has 2 exons. NCBI's taxonomy places the organism in Eukaryota, Fungi, Ascomycota, Leotiomycetes, Helotiales, Sclerotiniaceae.